Cajanus cajan (pigeon pea) is the source of this 945-nucleotide messenger RNA. RefSeq lists its product as uncharacterized. The record is from RefSeq and is a predicted model, not a curated record. NCBI's taxonomy places the organism in Eukaryota, Viridiplantae, Streptophyta, Magnoliopsida, Fabales, Fabaceae. Gene Ontology annotation, molecular function: structural constituent of cell wall. Gene Ontology annotation, biological process: plant-type cell wall organization.
CAUAACCAAAACCCACUUUGAGAAAAUGGGGUCUCCUAUGGCCUCUCUUACUCUCACUCUUGUAUUGGCAAUAGUCUCUCUCACCUUGCCAUCUCAAACCUCAGCAGAUAAGUACGUCUAUUCAUCUCCACCACCACCACCUAAACCCUACUACUACCACUCUCCUCCACCACCAGUGCACUCACCUCCACCUCCUUACUAUUACCACUCUCCACCACCACCACAUAAGAAGCCCUACAAGUACCCUUCACCUCCACCACCAGUCUACAAAUACAAGUCCCCACCCCCACCUUACAAGUACCCUUCUCCUCCUCCACCCCAUAAGAAACCCUACAAAUACCCAUCACCACCACCACCAGUUUACAAAUACAAGUCUCCACCACCACCCUACAAGUACCCUUCUCCUCCACCACCACCAUACAAAUACCCAUCACCUCCUCCUCCAUACAAGUACCCAUCACCUCCUCCCCCACCAUACAAGUACCCAUCUCCACCACCACCAGUGUACAAGUACAAGUCACCCCCACCUCCAUACAAAUACCCUUCUCCUCCACCACCACCUAAGAAACCAUACAAGUAUCCAUCUCCUCCUCCACCACACUAUGUCUAUGCAUCACCGCCUCCCCCUUACCACUACUAGAUACUAUAGCACCCAUGGAUCUGAAGAACAAGUGCAAAUAAAGGAGAUGGAUUGAUUAUGGAAGAAGCACCAUACAGUUUAUACAGUGAAGAGUGGAAUGCUUUUUGUGAAAGUAGUGUUAAUUUGGUUUUACUUUAUUUUGUAUUUUGUAUUUUAUGUAUUCAAAGUUUAAGGCACUGUUUAGAUCUGAUCCAUGUGUACUCGUUGUCCUGCGUGCAUUGUGGUUUUCUAACUGCUGAGAAUGCAGGGUUUGUAAUGCCAAUUUAUACUUUAUAAUAAAUAAAUUAAAUACCCUGAAUUUUCCA